This is a messenger RNA of Osmerus eperlanus (European smelt), 1355 nucleotides long. It is a transcript of the gene rabac1, whose product is annotated as Rab acceptor 1 (prenylated). The record is from RefSeq and is a predicted model, not a curated record. The transcript has 6 exons. Gene Ontology annotation, cellular component: Golgi apparatus. Lineage: Eukaryota; Metazoa; Chordata; Actinopteri; Osmeriformes; Osmeridae. Bases 145 to 789 code for a protein of 214 amino acids.
UGUUUGCCCGGUAGGUGGCGGUAACAAAGUCGAGUUUCACACUGCUACACAAUAACAAAUCCUUCCACAUCACUUCCGCCUCCAACCAAAAACAGCUGCCAGCUAGUGGAUAAGUGUAAGUACCGCAAAUUUCCGUAGUGAGCGAUGACAUCUGGAGGCCAAAAGGGGGAGAACUGUCUCGUGGACAUGGACAGCAAGGCAGGAGAUUUCUUAAGCGACAUGGAACCUGAGGCGGCAAAAGCAUCGGGAGUCAUGGGGAAUUAUUGGCUCUCUGCCUUACCUCCCAGGUUCGGCCUUCCCAAAGGCCUCUCCGUCUCCAUGGCAAAGGAGUGGUUCGAUAAGCGGCGGGUGUCCAUCCGUCCGUGGUCGAGCUUCGUGGACCAGCGUAAGUUCUCGAAGCCCCGCAACUUCGGAGAGAUGUGCCAAAGGGUUGUGAAGAACGUGGACACCUACAACAGCAACUACACCUUCAUCUUCCUGGGUCUCAUCCUGUACUGCAUAAUCAGCUCCCCUAUGCUGCUGAUUGCCUUGGCUGUGUUCGCCGGUGCCUUCUACAUCAUCCACCUAAAGUCCCUGGAGUCCAAGCUGGUUGUCUUAGGUAAAGAGCUGACCGUACCCCAUCAGAUGGGUGUGGCAGGAGCGAUGUCACUUCCUGUGUUCUGGUUGGCUGGUGCUGGAGCAGCAGUGUUCUGGGUUCUGGGCGCAACGUUGUUUGUGAUUGGCUCACACGCUGCGUUCAGGGAGCUGGAGGGAACAGACAUGGAGGAGCUUCUCAUGGAGUCUGUGUGAACGUGGGACAGGUUCUUCCUCCUAACCUCAUAAUAUGAUAUAUAUUACACGUGGUCUCAUGUUGUCUGUCAUGUGAUAUCCCUGGAAUGCACCCCGCCUUGAAUCAUCGUUACUGACAAAAUGGCUUUUUUGUAGCCUUCCGACCCAUUGUAAAUACCAAUCUCUAAGUCGGCUCUUUUUAUUAUUUUUUUAUCAAUGUGUUCUCAUUCACAAAGAAAAAAAAGUGCAAUUUAAAAAGCUUUACAUUUUUCGCGAAUGAAUUAACUUUUACAAUGUUUCUGCAUGACCAUAAAGGAAUGGCAUGGUCUGUUUUGGGAAAAGGGUUGUAUUGGGUAUUACAGCUAGUCAAUACUAAUCAAGCAUAAAUAUGAGUUUAGGAAUCUGAAGUCUGAUAAAGUAUAAUUAAUCCUCAGCACCAAGAUGAUCCCAGGUACUUGUCAGAGUUGUGGAUUUGUUAGAUCCACAACUAGUAGCGGAAUUAUGUGUCAUAUUUAAAAGGAAUCUUGUUUUUUGCCUAUUGUUUUGUAUUUUGAUGACUUUGUGCAAUAAACUCUUGGUGAAGUCUA